GUGUUCUCAUACCUGACUUGCCUAUAAAUACAGUUAGCCCGUUGUACACACAAGUAACAAACUGAACUGCUUGUGCUGCUUGGUUGCCACUUCUCACAGUCCAUCAGCAACCGGUGAAGGAAGAGCGAUGAGGAAAAGCCAGAGUCACGAGUUCGAGGCCGAUGUUCCCGCCGCCGAGCUGUGGGAAGUCUAUGGCACGCUCCUUGCGGCGGAGCUGUUGCCUAAAUUGCUCCCGCAAGUCCUCGCAAAGGUCGAGCUCGUGAGCGGCGAUGGCGGCGUCGGCACCAUCUUGGAGCUGACGUUUCCUCCUGGAAUUCCUGGCCUGGAGAGUUACAAGGAGAAGUUUAUCACAGUUGACAACGAAAAAUUCAUCAAGGAGGCAGAAACAAUCGACGGGGACAUACUCAAGCUCGGGUUCGUCUAUUACAUGGUCAGGUUCGAGAUCAUUGCGAAAGGACCCACAUCUUCAGUGAUAAAAUCGACUAUUCAGUAUGAGAUCGAUGAAGCGCACCCGGAGCUUGAAGCUAUGGUCAGUACUGCACCUUUGGCAGCAACCGCUGAGAAAUUUGCAGGGUAUGUCAAGGAGCAGAAGAUCGCUCAGAGCAGUUCCUGAAAUAUCUCACAGCGAAAUGUAUCAGUAUUUCAACAGAAAUAAAUUGCUCAUUCCACCAUGUUGGGUAUUUUCCUUUGCACAGACAUUCUGUACCAGCGAAUUUUUUUGAGGUCCAUGUACCUCAACUUUGUUUUGAUAAUGAAGCUGGGAAUAACCUUUUUUGAUUAGAAAUGUACUGUAACUUUCAUGAUGUAUCAUCACAUACUUGGAAAAGAUUCUCACGCA
Molecule: messenger RNA, 838 nt
Organism: Lolium rigidum
Lineage: Eukaryota; Viridiplantae; Streptophyta; Magnoliopsida; Poales; Poaceae
Product: norbelladine synthase-like
Exons: 2
Coding region: 128-613 (161 amino acids)
Biological process (GO): abscisic acid-activated signaling pathway; defense response
Cellular component (GO): nucleus; cytoplasm
Molecular function (GO): signaling receptor activity; abscisic acid binding; protein phosphatase inhibitor activity
Source: RefSeq, a predicted model, not a curated record